AUGACAGAACAAACUCAACGCUCGUUGGGCACAACUGGUGAUGUGGUUGACCAAAAAAGAGCUGAGCCUGACCGUGCUCACCGUCUCGAGACCUUAAGGCUUUCAAUGAUGGAACGCGAUCUCGGCGCCAUCCAGGCUAAGCUGGAUCCUCUCCAUAGGGAAGCAGAUUCGACUGAACGUGAGCGUCCACAGGAAGCUCAAGCCUGGCUUACUGCCACACAGCGGCAGGUUGCUUCCGAAGACGAGCCCCAAUCUUUGGCUGAGGCUGAGCAGCUUCUCAACCAACAUGCAGCUAUUCGUGAAGAGAUUGACGGUUAUACUGAGGAUUACAAGAAAAUGCGAGCCAUGGGAGAUGCCACUCAAGAUCAGACUGAUCCACAGUGCAAGUUCCUCCAACAGUGUUUGGCUUGUCUUCAAGAAGGCUGGGAAGAGCUGCAGCGAAUGUGGGACAACCAUCAGCAUCUCAGCCAGGGACUCAACCUACAGAUGUUCCUUCGCGAUACAAAACAAGCAGAGGUCAUGCCAUUCCAACAAGAGAAUUAUCUUACCAAAGACGAACCUCAGCACUCAAAACAGGCGGAACAUAUGCUUAAGAGGGAUCAGAUCCGCGUGUGCUUCACCAGGCCUUUCAAAGUGAACCACAAGCUAACAAACCCAUCAAUGGGAGGAACUCGAAAAGACCACCGAAGAUCUGAGCUCGGAUCUGAGCUUGCAAGUGUUGAGGCUGCAACCAAGAAGCACGAAGCUAUCCAAACUGACAUUUUCGCAUACGAAGAUCGUGUUCAAGCCGUUGUUGCUGUUGCAGGAGAGUUUGAAGCUGAGAACUUCCACGGAAUAGGAGAUCAACAAUCGGAAAGAGAAUGUGCUCAAGCUGUGGAAUUACCUCUUCCAGCUCCUUCUUGCUCAUCGUGUUGUCUCGAACUUUCUAUGGCUAUUCAACGCAUUUUCCAUGGGAUGCUUCUUACUCUUGAUCUUAUGGCCGACAUCGAGCUACUGGAAUAUUUGCUAAAUUGGAGUUUACUCUGGACGAUACUCAACGCAAGUGCGGUUGCACAUCACCAUCACCAUUAUCAGCAGGAUAUAUUGAGGUUCAACUACAAAAUUUCAAACUGCAUUAACUCAGGACAGAAAGGAUUAUCCAAGAAGGUCAAAAAAAACCUCUACUCAAAUCUAGCAUUUGCUCGUGCGGUUGCACUAUGUGAGAUGUACGUUUUGGAAUUGAGUGCCUUUGCUUUCGCCAGUCACAGGCUGGGCCCCAGUAACUACAAUGGAAGGAAAUAUGCGAAAAUACCACCUAAUCCUGAUGACGCUGGUGCUGGAUCGGACUUAGACGCCAUUCAAGAGAAUGCUGGUGUGGAGCCUAAUCCCAAUGGAAUUAGAGUGGAGCCUAUCGUUGAAUUAGUGAUCCAUGCCACCGCCUUCGAGGAACUGAAAAGAUUGAUAUUGUUGAUUGAAGUGGUUUCGGAAAGGACACCAGACAUAAGUGCGCUACAAAUUAGGAGCUUUCUCGAAGAGCUGACAGGUGAUUUGAACACGAGAAGUUACUUCUUCUGUAACUCUUGUCACCAUUCACUGAUCGAGCAGCGAUCACUUUGUGAUAAUCCGCAGUGCGAGUUAAGAGGGAAAAAUCCUAAGCGAUCAAAUUCACAAAGGAGAGCAACGCUUUCAUUGCUUGAUGUUCGCCCACAGAUUGAGACAGUCCUCACAAAACACUUGUCCCUACUCCUCAGCAUUCACCGACGCUUACACGAGGAUCAAAUUGACCAUGGUUGGCGUUCACAGCCUGCUGAUUAUCCUGAAUUCAAGAGAAAUUGUGAGUCUUCCUCUGACUUUCACAUGCACAAAAUUACCGUUCAAUUAACGCUAGCUACCGACGGAUUUACACCUUCUCGAUUGAACAAGCAAGAGCUGUGGCCGUUAUACAUACGAGUUGAUGAUUUCCCCCAGAAAAUCGGGAAUAACUACUCGAAUAUAGUCCUGGCUGGGAUUUUGCGAACAACAAAAACCCCUACCGAGAUCUUAUGGGAGGGACUUUGGAAUCAUUUGGUGGCGGAGCUGUCUAUUUUGAACGCCAACGAAUUCCUUCGAGUGCGUGAUAGAAAUGGGGAUAUGUGGACUGUCAGCCUCCGUUUGGUACAUGGUGUUGUGGACUAUCAGGGCUUAAAGGAUAUUUUUGGAAUUCCAUGCUGGAACUCUUACUAUGGCUGUCACAAGUGUCUAUAUCGUGGCAACAGGCAAGCGGGAACAAGAGACCUCAACUGGUAUUGUGCAAAUCCGCAGAAUUGCCUUAAGAGAACAUCGGAAAACAUACUGCGUGAUGCAGAGCGCAGGACAAAUGGAUUCAACAGGGGGAGAACUUCGGCAAUGACCUUGUUCACGCUUGCAAUGUGCUGCGCCGACGCUCUCCACGUGAUUAGUGAAGGAGUUACCCAGGACCGCUUGCGAGUCGGAGCCGCCGCUCUCUGUCCAUCUCCAUUAUGCACUGCAUCCCUCGUCUGGUACUGGUAUUGCAUAAAGGAACUGCAAGCUGUAGAAGAUCUUACCACCGUGAAUAUCGAAUUCCCCCUGAAGGUGCAACUGGCGGCCGGCUAUUAUGUAGCCGACAACAGCGAAGUGGCCAUAAACACUUUAACAGAAGACCAUCGGAUGAUGUUCUACCAACACCAUAGAGGGAUGAGCAGUGUUAAAUUGUAUUCACGUGUUGUCGUAAAUGGAAAGGUUUUUGCUCGAAUAGACUGGCAGAGAGUGUGCGAUACGGAUACUUCUUCUUUUUGCAUAAGAGCUACGGAAGAUGGCGUUACACAGAUCUACUCAUACGGGAAACUAGUCUUGAUUAGUUUUCAUGAAUAUCCAGGCAACGAGAAUAUUGCUGGCGCUGCCACUUCGCAACCAUCAACUUCCAGACUAAAGUCUCCGCCUACAUACGCAGAAUUACGCCCUUUAAGACCUCAAAAUCAGGAUUAUGCAAACAGAGAGACCUCUGGGUUCCCGGUUUUAUCAAAUCCGUAUGCAGGGGAAGUAUCGGGAAUCCUAACGCCGGAGACGAGCAUGUCAUCGCACUACACGACAACUCCUGAGGUAAUGACUCCCAACAUUCGCGAACAGCCGAGGGUCGGUGAACGCUUGACGAACACUAGAGAUCCUAUGGAAGCUAUUAAAGAAUCCCUUGGAAAGCCUGAGGGAACUUCCGACUUCGCUUCAGUGCUGUAUGCUUUUUUCUCGAAGGAAUCGUCGACGUUAAGUCGGGUUUCUGUAGAGACAAACCUCAUCCUCACGAUUAUUCUGGAAUGUAAGGAGGAAAUCAGUCAUCUGCGUCGUUCCCAAGAUAUCUCUUCGCCUUUCACAGAUGUACAAGAGUUCAAAUACGAAAAUCUUGCCGGAAAUCAUAUAUUGAGCUAUCAAAAACCAUUUAAGAAGGUGAAUUUAAAUGAAGCCCUCUGUCACUACACUGCUCCGAAACGAUUGGCGGGUUGCGCAGUCAAACAAGUUACGGAUUUUCUGCGAAACAUCUUCAAAGAGAUUUGUGAUCCGCCAUACGAAAUAUGGAAAUACACCUACCGUGCCACAAAUUCUCCCCGAGGAGAAAACAGUUUGAUGAAUUUGCCGGAAGGCAUCAGUGGCACCAUCACAGAAUUCAUAAUUGAUGCCGUAGGCCUAUCCCAUCCUUAUAUAAUCCAUGGAACACUCGCAAACCUGAGAAAUUCCGAGGACGGGUUCUGGUUGGCCCUUGGCGACACCGAAGAGAAUAGAGAAAAACGCUUCAAGCAACUCUUAAGGGCGAAGACGACCUGGUAUGACAACUGUAAAACUUGUAUGACGCGAUCCCUAGAGGACAUCCGUGCCUACCGCCUGCACCGCGGCCAUCUAUUCGCUCCCAAGAAAUGCAAAACACCCAAUGAUACGGGGCUUUCUCGUCAACAAAUGGCGGAAAUGUCACCAGAAGAGAGAGAACAAGCUUUGCAGAAUUCGUAA
Molecule: messenger RNA, 3972 nt
Organism: Cylicocyclus nassatus
Lineage: Eukaryota; Metazoa; Nematoda; Chromadorea; Rhabditida; Strongylidae
Source: the annotation of a GenBank genome assembly